Molecule: messenger RNA, 1602 nt
Organism: Vicia faba (fava bean)
Lineage: Eukaryota; Viridiplantae; Streptophyta; Magnoliopsida; Fabales; Fabaceae
Source: the annotation of a GenBank genome assembly
AUGCCCCACCGUGGCUCAUCGCCACCGUUAAUCAGCCUCCCACUCCUCAUCAUUCUACUACCCAUCCUCACCUUAACCCUCCUCUUCCUCGCCGUCCCUCCACUUCUCUCCGCCGCCACCAACAUCCUCCAACACACUCCCAUCAAAACCACCUGGAACUGGAACUGGAACUCCUUCAACAUCAUCCUCGUCUUUGUCGCCAUCCUCUUCGGCGUUUUCGCUAGACGAAACGACGACGAAUCGUCACCGCCCGAUCAUAACCAUGCAUUCCGCAGAGUUUCGGUAUCUUCCGAAAGAGUUGAAACUAGUGGUGGUUACGAAUCGCAACAAUGGUUUGGAUUCUCCAAUGAUGAAACUACGAACCGGUCGCAGUCACCGGUUACCGGUGUUAACCGGUUGAGAAGAAGUAGUAGUUCUUACCCAGAUCUACGCCAGAUGGAAACCGAUGAUUCACGUUAUAAGUUUCGUUUCUUUGAUGAUCUCGAAAUCGAGAAACAGUUCCGUUCACCGUCUAGAGCAACAUUUUCUACCCCGCGCCACCGCAGACAGUUGCCGGAAUAUCGAAGUCAAUCAGAAGAGCAAGUUCAGAUAAAGGAAAUUCCUGUAGAUACCUUCCAAAUUCAUCCUUCUCCGGUGAAGACAUCCUCACCGCCUCCGCCACCGCCUCCUCCGCCUGCUUCUCGGCGGCGUCAUUCAAGGAGUGAGAUAACGGAGCUUGAAGAUGCUGAGCCGCCACCGACACCGACACCUCUGCGCCCGUCGGCGAAGACCCGAUCGGAACAGAAACACGGAAAGAAUGAGAGAAGGAAAAGUAACGUCAAGAGAGAGAUAGCAAUGGUUUGGGCUUCGGUACUUUCCAAUCAGAGAAAGCGAAAGAAGAAACAGAGACUGGGAAACGACCACAAUCACCAUUAUGAUAAUGUUGAUGAAUUAACAAACAACGCAACAGCGCCGCCGCCACCUCCUCCAUUACCUCCACCUUCAGUUUUUCACAGUAUAUUCAGGAAAGGAAUGGGCAAGAGUAAGAAAAUUCAUUCAGUACCAGCGCCGCCGCCUCCUCCGCCUUCAAGGAGAUCAUCUAAGCCGAAGAAUCAAAUCCCCCAGCCUCCGCUGCCUCCUCCGCCGUCAAGGAGAUUUUCUAAGCCUCAGAAUCAAAUCCCCCAGCCUCCACCAACACCACCUCGCCAGGGAACCCGCAUGAAACCGCCAUUGCCAAACAAACCGACCAACUUCAUCAAUGACACCUUAAACGUCGGCAACCAGUCGCCUCUGAUUCCCAUUCCACCACCUUUACCACCAUUCAAGAUUCCUCCUAUAAAGUUUGAACUUCGUGGGGAUUUUGUUAAGAUACUAAGUAACCAGAGCUCGCGAUGUACUUCACCUGAGCGGGAGCAUAUUGACGGGGAAGUUUCAGAAACCAACCCCGAUAUGAGUCAUAAGAGCAACGGGAAUGGGCACGUUUUCUGUCCAAGUCCUGACGUCAACGCGAAGGCCGCAACAUUCAUUGCUCGUCUUAGGGGAGAAUGGAGGCUACAAAAGCUCAACUCCAUCAAGGAGAAAGGCAAUGGCUCAUUGCCUCUUGCAAGUGAUUUGAUACACUAA